Molecule: messenger RNA, 7323 nt
Organism: Stylophora pistillata
Lineage: Eukaryota; Metazoa; Cnidaria; Anthozoa; Scleractinia; Pocilloporidae
Product: polycystin-1-like protein 2
Biological process (GO): detection of mechanical stimulus
Cellular component (GO): membrane
Molecular function (GO): calcium channel activity; calcium ion binding; protein binding
Source: RefSeq, a predicted model, not a curated record
UACAAUUUAAUAAAUAAGCCGUUAAUCGUAUGACGAGCAACGUAGGAAUACGUUUUUAUUGUCAGUAAUGGUUGUCAAAGAGUGGAAUUCUUGGCAGGAUGCUCUGUGAACGAACAUGGAAAUGAAUAGACUUCCAUAACAAAGCAACAGCGCCUCGAGAUGAAGCUUUUGAUGCGGUUAUGGAUUUUCCUCGUUUGCUUGUGCGUUAGCACCAGAUUAGAAGAGUCCGAGUGUCCAAGAAAAUGCAAUGUGCCUCUCGGCAUCGAAAGUGGCCUUAUUACGGAUGAUAAACUCUCGGCUUUUUCAUGUUAUGGGAACGAUACGAGGUUUGGAGCUCAUCGAGCAAGGCUCAGACUUCACUCCUGGCCGCCGGGUUACAGAGCUGACAAAACUAUUCUUGGUGUCACGGAGAAUUAUUGCUGGAUUAAAAUCGAUUUGGAAAGGGAACAAAUUGUUACUGGAAUAGCGACUCAAGGGUAUGGCAAUGCUUCGGUUUCAGAAUGGGUCACCAAGUAUGAAUUGAUGUACGCCACCGGGACCGACUUCGUGAAAUUUGUGGACAGUGACGGAGAAAUAAUGACGUUUAAAGGAAAUAGUGACAGCAAUGAAAUAGUAAGACACGACUUAGCAGCUCCUAGGAUUACAUCAAGUGUACUUUUGGUACCUCUUAAUUGGACUAACAACAUUGGACUCAGAAUGGAACUUUAUGGCUGCGAACCAACUUAUUAUUUCGAGGCGUGGCUGAUGUUUCAUAAUACUACCUUCGCCUACAACUACUUAAACACUUCCAGUGAUGAAUACAUACAAGAGGCAUCCAAAGCGACGGAGGAGAUUCAAUGGUAUUUCAAAACCGUAGGAGGAUACCUCUACAACAAAGUCUUGAGAUUAAGUCCUCAACGGUCACCACAGUUAGCGACAUUUGCCACAGCAGAGGUAGCAAUUUACUGCACAGAAACCAGUGUUCAUCGUCUGAGAGCCAAGCUAAAGGCAUUCGUCCAAGAAUCUAGCAUUUUCCACCCAGGUUAUCUAAAUAUAAGACAACCAAUUACGUGCGACUGCGAUCCUCCUGCGGUUGAUCUGCAGCUCAAGCAUCGUAUCCCUGAGUCAGAUAUUAUAUGGUCAGCUGACAAAAACUUCACUUUGAGACCAAAAGUGUCAAUUAAUUGUUCCUCGUCGAUCCAUGCAACGUACCGUUGGACGUUUUUCAAAAUUGACCGCGAAACUAGUUUUUUCUCGCCAUUUAUCCUAAUGGACCUCACAACUACACCCAAGAUGACGUUACUACCAAGAUUGUUUGGACCCGGCGAAUUUUACGUCUCAGUAAAUGUAUCGUUCACAAACAAUAUCACAGACACGUCCGCUUAUGACUUUGGGUUCUUCAGAGUCCGCAUGCCAGCUCUAAUGGCAAAAAUAGUGGCACCUUCGUCAAUAAAAAGAGAUGCGGGGAAUAUAACGAUUGACGGUUCCGGUUCACAUGACACAGAGUACCCACAGGAUCAGUCUAAAGGAUUGAAAUUUUUUUGGCAGUGCCGAAGGCUUUGCCAAGAAACUCUAAUAACCCCAUGUAUUGAAACUGAUUCUAAUUCCAUCCUUGAAAGAUUUACGAUUGAUGCUUCUUCUUUAAAGCCAAAAUGUACCUACGAAUUUAAUCUGACUGUAACAAGAGAGCCAAGGAGUUCGAGAGCAAGUCAUAGGCUAUACGUCGAGCCUGGAAUACAGUUCUCUGUUGCAUGCGUCAGUAAUUGUGGAAGGAAGGUCAGCAUUAAAAGACCCCUCUCCCUUCGUGUGAUUUGCGUUAAAGAAGAGUGUGCGUCAAUAGCGACCUUCUCAUGGAUGAUUUUCUCAGAAGACGAUCAUGGAAACUUUACCAGGCUUGAUAUAAGUGGCUCGGUAGAAACUAUCGCAAACAUGACACAAAUGAAUAUACUUAAACUUGAGAAUCUUCUAGAAGUCAAAGACGGACAAAAAUUACAAGUUAGAGUCACAGCCAAUCCAUACAAGAGCCGUUUUGAAGAACAAGCAGUCUAUGCAUUUAUUGUCAACGCUCCGCCAACUAACUCUGAAGCGCAAAUUAUAGAAGAAGGUUGUAAGGUGAUGCCUGAAGAAGGCUCUGCAAUUAUUACCGACUACUACAUCACAUGUUUGGGUUGGUAUGACGAAGAUGUUCCACUACAAUAUGCUUUCACCUACACGUUCGACUCUAGCACAAUUCUCAUUCAAGAGGGAAAUGUGGGUAAAGUGACGACUAAACUUCCUUUGGGGGAUCAUGAUCAAGACUACGAUCGUCUUGUGGAUCUGAAGAUUAUCGAUGCUUAUGGAGAUUUUACUUCUGUGCCUAAGAAAAUUAAGGUUAGGCCACCGCUUGUUUCAGAGAAGCUGUUAGAUGUUAUCAAUAACGCAAAAGAUGAAAUGCGCGAGCUGGUUGCAGGUGACAAUGUUAACAAAGCAGCUGAUAUGGCUAUUACAAUUCUCUCUGUUAUUGAUGGCAACGAAAAGCUUAAGAAAGACGAAACGUUUAAGGAUUCUGUGCUAAACAUCAUGUCUGGAGUAAAAGUUGACAAGAUCAAUCUGGUUACCAAGGUUGCCGUUAUUACCGCUUACUCAACUAAACGGGUUGACCAUUCCCUGCCUCAGAAUUCACAGGAGGAUGCAUUGACCUUAAUAAGAAAAACAACAACAUUCAUGCAAAAAAUGAACAGCAGUACUAUAAAAGAUUUGGGAGUCAUUGGAGAGAUAGGUACGAACAUAUUAACAGGGAUUGGAAACGUUCUAGCCUCUUCUUCUAAGGAUAUGGAUUAUGAAUCUCCGAAUAAGGAACCUGAUUUUUUGAAAAAUGGCAAGAAAAUCACCUCAGAAUGUGUGGAACUGGUAAACACAAUCACUGCAGAAGAGGAAUUGUGUGCAAAUCCUACAAUCAUCACCACACCUUACAUAAAUUUAACAGCUUGCAUUGAAAAAGCCACUGAAAUGAAAGUAAGCAAGCUGCUUAAGGGUGAGAGUGGAGUCAAGCUACCUGAUGCCAAGGAUCUGUUUCCGGCUGAUCUCUUAGACGACAACACCGUGGUGGAUGUCAAGCUUGUGUCUUUUAAAAAGAAUCCUUACACAUGGCAUCCGAAAUCCAGAAGUAUAAAAUCAUCUGUUCUUGAUGUUACUUUAAAGAACGUUACAUCCGGGAAAGCACUUCAUGUGGAGGGUCUCAGCAAACCUGUUGAAAUGUUCAUCAAAAACUGGCACCGGGAAAACGAUAUACAAAAGAAAGAAGUGUUCUUUGUAAAACCAAGCCCUCCAAAAUCGACAAAGAACAUGCGAUUUCACAAAAUCGAUCUUAAAUACGGUGAUGCUGAUGCAAAUAUCCGAAUUGAACCAUUAAGAAACGAAACACUCGAAAUCUACAUCAGGUACAAAGUGAGACCAACACCGGCAGAGAAUGACUUUCAGACAGUUGUCCCAAAUAUUUCCUCAUGCUUAAGUUACUCAGAAGAGAAUGGUUUCUCUGAUUGUGCCUCUGAUCCUUAUUUGUUUACCAUAUCCCCUUCGAUCACCGGACAUACGGGUACUCACUUUAUUGGUAUAAGGAACGCCCCUCAAUCCUCUGAGAAGAACAAUACUCAAAGUAGAACACGCGUCAAGAAAUCAUGCCGUGGGACUAACGGUCGCCAAAAACGGUCCUGCGUCGAAGUGAAGCCACCUCCACUUCCGGAAAAUAUUUUAAAGCAACAAUUUCAGAACAAUACCGACGUGCAGUAUAAACUGUUCAUCACCAUGGGUCUGUGCAUGUACUGGUCCCCUGAGGACGAAGAAUGGACCAAUAGAGGAUGUAAGGUUGGCCCAAAAGCCACACCUGGAAAACUUCAAUGUUUCUGCACGCACCUGUCAGCUUUUGGAGGUGACCUGUUCGUGGCCCCAAACCCAAUAGACUUUGAUAAAGUUAUGGCGGAGUUUGGGAACCUUGCAGCCACCGGGAACUUCGUUGUUUUGGCAUUUGUCUGCGUGGUAUUUGGAUUGUACGCCAUCGGUCUGGUUAUCACCCGAAGAGCCGACAAGAUAGACGAAUAUGAGAUUGCACCAAACAUCCAUGUGAUAAUAGGACAAGAAUGUACCUUCACAUACAACAUCUCAAUACAAACAGGAAUUUGGAGGAACUGUGGAACUACAGCGAACGUGGCAAUCAUCCUGUUUGGCGAGAAUGGAUGUACGCCUCCUGUGCUCUUAACACAGAGUCAGCUGGGAAAGAGAUUUUUCGCACGAGGUAGCGUCAACACAUUCACAAUUCAUCUCCAAGAAUCACUUGGGUCUUUGUACAAAAUCAAAAUCUGGCAUGACAAUUCUGGAGAAAGCCCGGCUUGGUUUUUUCACCAAGUCUUGGUGACUUGUAAUGCCACAGACGAAAAGUGGCAUUUUCUUGGAAACCAGUGGCUUGCUCUGGAAAAGGGAGACGGAAAAAUCGAAGCCGACAUCAUUUCCGCUGGUCAAAGUGAAUCUUUGUCCUUUAGUAACUUGUUCUAUUUCAGAGGUGCUAAAACCCUUAGCGAGAAGCACCUCUGGUUAUCAUUAUUUACCAAAGCUCCACACAGUACUUUCACUCGCAGUCAACGUCUUUCAUGUUGUCUGUCAAUCUUGUUUGCAACUAUGGUCGCCAAUGCGAUGUUUUACCAGCAAAGCAUAAAUAACGCUGAAACCUUUCGCGUCGGUCCUAUUCAGCUAUCCUGGUCUCAAAUAAGAAUUGGCCUUCAAAGUGGGCUGGUAUCGAUUCCCGUGAAUGUUCUCGUCGUUGCUAUUUUUAAGAAUAUCAGACCAUCUGCACUGAUACACAGAGGAAAUAGUCAAAACGGAGAAGACGAAGAGAAAAAAAUUGGUUGCUUCCCUCAUUUCUGUGUUUAUAUUGGCUGGGCAUUAUGUCUUAUGGCGUCACUGGUAUCAGCGGCUUUUGUUGUGUUUUAUAGCCUCAUGUGGGGUAAAAAGGUAGCCAAUCAGUGGCUCACUUCCGUUAUGAUUUCGUUUUUCCAGGACAUUGUGGUAAUUCAGCCAGUGAAGGUGGUUAUAAUAGUUUCACUCUUAUCACUUAUCUUCAAAAAACCAAUCGAAAAUGAUGAAAUACGGGGACAAGAUCACUCCAAUCAAUGCGUAGAGAAAGGGAUAACUUCCUUUCCACCCAGAAACGAGGAGUUGAACAAAGAGCGCUCAGCAAAAAUUUUGAGAAGGAGACUUGCGAAAACACUGAUAGAAAUUGGUAUCUGCGUUUCUUUCUUGCUUCUUCUUGUGAUUGUUUGUUAUGGAAACCGUGACAGUAAUAGAUUUCGACUCACCAGGGCAGUGGAAGAUGUCUUCCUUAACUUCGAGAAGGUGAACAACAUUACGUCAUUCUGGACUUGGACAAGGACAACUUUAUUAACAGGCCUUUUUGACGUGAAAUGGUACAACGGAAUGGCCUUUUCAUACAAGGAAGGAUUCAUCAGCAACAGAGAAGCUUUCAUGAUAGGAAUGCCACGAUUAAGACAGAAGAGAAUUAAAGAAGAUCCGACUUGUCAAGCUAUUCACAAUGAAGCAGAACUUGUCCGGCGGUUUCCAAGAUGUAUUCCACAUUACAGCACAGCAACCGAAGACAAAACCAAAUAUCAUCUACAGAGAUGGUUUCCAGUCAACGAUUACCGCGAAUUUAAACAUCAGUUUGAAAAGUUCUAUCGUUGUCCUAGGCCCUGGCGUUAUGAAACAGCCGAGGAGUUGGACACAUUGUCAUUUCAGGGACUGAGGUCGAAAUAUUCGGGGGGCGGUUACAUUGCUGACCUUGGCUACAAUACCGAUGACGCACUACAAGUUAUUGACAGCUUGGAGAUGAAUGACUGGAUUGAUAACAUGACAGCCGCUGUUUUCAUAGAAUUUAACAUUUACCAGCCUACCACUUCACUUUUCAGUGCUGUAAAGUUUCUAUUUGAGAGAUUUCCUAACGGUGGAACAAAUACCAUCAGAAGGGUCGAAACUUUGACGAUUUAUUCACCAAAAGAUCGUUUUUUUCGAGGCAUCUAUGAGACUUCUCAUUUACUCUUUAUGCUCCUUCUUCUCCUCUGUGUGGGCACAGAAAUUGGCAAAUUAUAUCAACAAGGUUGUAAAUACUUUAAGAACCCAUGGAGUUGGCUGGAAGUUAUUCUCUUGUUGAGCUCAGUUGUGUCCAUGGCCAUGUUUUUCCUGAAAGAAUCAUACACGAGCGAAUUCGUCGCAAAGGUACAAGAAAACCCAUUUCAAAGCUGGAGCAUGGACAACAUUGCAUUGUGGUCAGACCUUGAAGUGACGCUCUUAGCAGUUGUUGUAUUUCUAAUUACGAUGAAAGUCUUGAGAAUCAUUCGCUUCAAUCCCCACAUUAUUCAAAUGAGAAUGACGCUCAUCAGUGCCUCGAAGCAUUUUACCUCGUUCACCUUCGUCUUUUUAACGAUGAUAAUCUCCUACGUUACGCUUACGACGCUAACAUUUGGUAAUGCCGUAUAUGAAUACCAUUCGUUCUCGAAAUCAUUCAGCUCCAUACUGCUGAUGCUUAUAGGUGCCAAAGCUCCCUUCCACGAACUUCAAGGAAUCAACAUCGUUAUUGGACCUUUUUUCGUAUUUGCUUACAUGGUAACCAUUGUCAUGAUCUUUUUGAAUAUGUUUUUGGCUAUACUUAAUGAUGCGUACACGCAGUCCCGUAAACUCGGACAUAAAGGCAGCGAGGACCUAGAGCUAUUCAGACUAUUCAAGGAGAAAGCCAAGAGAGUUGCUAAGAAGACUAGAGUGGCAGCGAUCAAAGUUCUUGAAGCGAUACCACACUUACUAUGGCAGAGGCGGUCAGAAACUGCCGUUACGUUUGAAAAAGAGGCUUUUGUGUCCAGCUCAUUUGAAGAAAGGAAUAAGAACUUUGGAUUUCACGAAGGCGAUAAUCCCUCUCUCACUGAUAUAAUAGCUUUAUUAAGCGAAAUAAAGCAUGACAUCAGCGAUUCUAUUCUUUCCCUCGAUGACGUCGUUCCUAUAGUAACGAUUGAUAAUGACGGCGAAAGCACAAAGUCUUGUCGACCCGACAGCUCGUUGGAUUCAUUUGACUUUUAUUCGUGUUCCUCAAGCUCGUUAUUUAGCCCUGAAUCAGAAAGUGAAAUUGCAGAGCUGGAAAAUCUUAUUUACUUUGUUGACGAAGACGAAUUUUCUCGUGAUGAUUGUUUCCUUAUAAACAAAUGGUUUCACUAAAAUGCUGAAGUGGGUGAAGUUCGUGCAGAAAAUAUAGAUGUGAACCCAAAAUAGCUUGAAAAAUCUUGAUGAUUACGAAUAAACUGAUUACGUUUCUCUUCGCAAUAAGUCUAAAAA